CUGGGGUGGACUCAGCUGCCAGGACCGAGCUUGACUCCUCCAUUCAAGCUUGCUCUGUUCUCUUUCUCUUCGCCCCCCGACCGUAGCAGUCAUGGAGCAAAGCGAGGCAUCUACAAGCGCUGAGGAGCUUUCAGACCGUGGUGGUGUCCCUCUCAUCCCUGGACUUUCCUCACUAAGAGCUGGACGCGAUCAGUCAGACCAGGUAUCAACAGAAGGGGAAAUGGCCGUGGACGAUCUCGACGGUGACGAUGACGGGAAUGCUAGUUCUGAUUCUGAUUCUGACUCCGACAUUUCCAUGUCUGCCGACUCCGAAAACGAAGAUGAAAUGCAGCAGAAUGAAGCCAUGAAUUCCGCAACGCCUAGGAGGUCUGUCCUGAUCGCCCAGCAUCUUGCCAAUCAUGUUGGCAUACCGGUCUCUAGGAAGAGGAAACCCAGCCAUUCAGAGGCCACAACCUUCAGCCCUCCAGAGUCGACCAAAAAGUUGAAAAUGGAUGGAAACGAAAUCAAACCGCCAGCCAAUGCUAGCUCCCUUCCAUCAGACAAAUCUCGCCUGCCUGCUGAGAUAUGGCACCGUGUCUUCACUUUCUGUCCUCCACGUACGCUUGGCAAGUUGUUGCAAAUCAACAAAUUGUUCAACUGUUAUCUUGACCCUUCAGCCUCUUUGCUGAGUGAUCCGCCUCGGUCACUAGCAAAGAACGUUGCCCAAGUCACGCAGCCCGAUGCAAUCUGGCAGGCUUCAAGGAGGCGUUAUUGGUCUAAGAUGCCCACUCCGCUCAAAGGCAGAACGGAACUUGAUAUGUGGCGGCUGGCAUGUGGGAAGGAAUGCCAGCAGUGCGGCAAGAAGGGACAAACCACUGCUGCUUCCGCGAACAAGUUGCUGCCCGGUCCGGGAACUGACGGAGUCAGGAUUAUCUGGCCUUUUGCGGUGGUGUUUUGCGGCCCCUGUCUACUGUCUAACAUUACCAAGGAUAUUGACCUUCUAUUUUCUUCGUCGAUACCCUCGGCAAUACUUCCUGCGCUUCCCUUCGUGUUGAUUACAGAUGACUUGCACGCCUUUUCAUCAUCUUCUCUGCAGAAGGGUAUGGUACCAGAAGGUGUGCAGGGUACCAAGGUCUUCCUGACCAAGCAUGUUGAGAAACUGAAAGAUGAGUUUGAAGACGUAAAAUCCAUGGGCAGAGCUACUGCCGAAGAAUGGUUGAAGGGCCUUGAGGAUCGCGGCAAGGAACACCGCAAUGAUUCGGCUCGUUGGGAGAAGUGGGAAUCAUCUGGUGGAGUAGCCAAUAUGCAGACUGCUCGGAUCAUAACUGCCAACGGAAUCACAGCAAGUACUGCAUCAGGCGGCAUGACCCCGGUACCAGGUGCUACCGGGACCCAACAGUCGGAUGGCGAGGCAUCCUCUAGACCACAGGUGUUGGCUCAGAACGGACAGCAACAUCAUCAACCGCGUGCGCGAACUCGCGAGGAGGCCAAUGAGAUGAGAGCAGCACGUCGGGCAGAGAUUGAACGGCGCGCAAUGCUACUCGAACCACCGCUCCCUUCUAAUGUCCUUGCCCUUGUUCCCUCUUUUCAGGCAGCCCUUCAGAUAACAUCUCUCCUGGAUGAUGCCGCAUGGGACCUGUUGAAACCUCGCUUGCUUGCCCAACGGGCUGAUGCCGAACAGCGUGAGCAACGUGAGCAGGAAAUCGCCGCUCAUUCUCGGAUUGUCCAGGAACGCAGCGAACAACGACGCCACCAUGAGGGCCCCAAUCGAGAGUCUAAGGAGCUCACAGAUAAAGACUGGGAUGAUAUCCAAGCUCCUCUUCGUGCUCAGAUUUCAGAAUAUGCUGAUGAGAUCAUCCGGGACGGCUGGGACGAUGGUAACAAAGUCACUAAAGACAACUGCCCUCUCUUCGCCGUGGAUGUGCUUCUCUAUGUACGAAACCGAUUCUAUGCCGAGGUCGCCAAGAAUGCUGCAGCGGCUCGAGCAGCCGGCCAAGAACCGCUCCGAGAUCCGCCUGAAGGCCCUUUCACUCAGAAACUGACCCUCGAGAACAUGAAAUGGCUGUUUGAAACCAAGAUCAAGCCCCACACUGAAUCGUUUCGCAGAGAGUUGUUUCUCUGCCAUGACUGCGAUGGUAACAUGAAAGCUUAUGGUUUCGAGGGUGUAAUCCAACACUAUGCGGCCAAGCACACCAAUUCCCUUAGUCUCGGAACUGUUGUUGUUCAUUGGCGUUCCGAGUGGCCCGAGAAACCGCCAUUCAAGCCGGAUCCGCUGGCCAAGAAUUCGCCGGCUCGUCCUCAGAAUGGCAAAUCGAUCGCGCCAACUGGCACUCCGCAACUACAUGUCAAUGCUCUUCCUCCAGGACCUAGCCCUCACCAACCACCCGCACCUGCCCUUGCUCCUCCGCAGAACUAUGGAAGGGCGGCGUAUCCUGACCCGUAUGGGCAUACUCCGCCUCAAUUCGGAGGUGGUGCCUAUGGUCCGCAAGGACCAUACCAUCCGCCACAAGCCGUGUACGGCCAGGCCUAUCCUCCACAGCCAACACCAUUCACCUCCGCUUAUAACUCUCAUCCCCUUGGCCCCGGAAGUGUUCCUCCACCAGUCAGCCAAUUUGGCCAGAAUUACAAUGCGUACCAGAGCAACGGGCAGGUGGGGUAUCCAACAUUUCAGAGCACCUAUCCCGAUAAAAUUCGUGCCCAGCUUGAUGAUUUGGCACGCAAUUCACGAGAGGUCUGGAUGGCCUUGGUCGGUUUAAAACAACUUCCAGGCAACAUUCGGGUCUAUGUUGUCCUCUACCACAUGGUUAAAAGAUACAGAGCCCGCUUCCAAGAGAGCCCGCCUCUGGCUAUGUUCAUCGACGGCCUUUCUAACAACAAGGAGAUGCGCCCCGUGCGUAACGUCAACGGACUAAUGUGCAAGGCUUGCCAAAUUGGGAUUGACAACGGUACUGUACCCGAGGCUGAGCGAAAGUCCUACUCCCUUCCACAGUUGGUGAACCACUUUCAGCAGAGCCACGUUGCUCCACUUGAGGCUAUGGGCGCUCCAGUUGUUGAUUGGACUAUCGGCAUGGUCUAUGUGUCGGAUUUGUCCAGUCUGUCUAAUCUUCGUGUCAUGGUUGGCAUGGACAAUCACAAAUAUGCGCUCAUCACUGAGGCCUUCCUUCCACCCCCCUUGCCUGGCAGCUACCAAAACCCCGGAGUGUCGGUUAUCCAACCAACUUGGGGUAGCAGCGCGGACUACUACGCUGACCACUCACACGUUCCUCCACAAGGCCCUCUGCCAAACCUAACACCCGCGACAUAUCAUCAGGCCUCGGGCUCGAACUUGAUCCUCGAAUACGAUCCUGACCAAGCUAUUCUGCGUAAUACCUAUCCAUAUACGCCGGAUGGCAAGGUCAAUCUUCAACCGUCCAGUGCUGUUUACACCUCACCUCAACCCGCCCUGCAACAUGGCAGCUCUGGUAGGACCUCUCCUGAUCUUAAACAGGCUGGGAACGUCAAAAGUCGUAAAGGCAAGGGGUUGAAAGAGAAAAAAGCAGGGUCUAAUCAUUCCAAUAAACCUCGCAAGGGCAGUGUCAAACCAAACACAAAGGUGGACAGCAAGCAAGAGGAAGAAGACCAGGAGGCUGCACAUGAACAGCAACGUCAGGAAGAGGCAAUCCGCGCUAUGUGGGCAAACGAACGUCGCGAUGCGGCCCGACUAGUGUCAGCUUCCGUAGCGCCUCCAAGCGCUCAGGGUCGAGAUGAUAGUCCCCGGCGCAGGACCCCUGAUGAUGCUAAGCAGGUUUCUGUUCCUCGCCAACCUCAAGUAUUUCAAGCCUCGAGAGGGAAUCAAGAGCCAGCUCCAGGCGCUCCGCCGAUUGAAAACCGAGGUGACGAUGAUUUGUUUGCUGUUCUGGAAUCGCACCUGGCCCAGCAACCCGGCGUUGCAGACCACGGUUCUUAUAGACAAAGAACUUCAAGCACUAUGCCAUACGAUUCCAGACCUCCUAGCACCAUGGCAUACGAACCCAGACAAGCCAGCAGUAUGGCGUAUGUGCCCAGAACAGCUAGCAACGAGGCGCAUGAACCAAGGCCUGCUGAUGCUAGGACAUAUGAGCCGAGACCCGCUGGUAGCGUGUCUUAUGAGCCGCAGCCAGCACACGAUCCACAACAGGUACAAGACAGGCGCCUCAGGUCUAGCCUUGAUUCUCAUCGUUCAUAUCAGCAGCCUGAAUACCAUCGGGGUCGCUCUAGAUCGCCUGCGUAUGUUCGAUAUGAGCCUCAACCUCAUGAAGAACGCUACCGGGACCGGAACCCAGCUCGAUAUUCUCCGGAUUCUGCAUACAAUGCACAAGCACACCCCGUACCCCACCAUACCACAACUUCGUAUAGCUCACGACCCGCUGCACUAGCCUUUAAUGAGCCGUAUGGAAUGGCGCCUUCACCUAGCUUUCGCCGUACCUAUACCGACGAAGAAAGGCGUCAAACAGCUCCGGCUCCGGCUCGCUAUACUCACGAGUAUCUAAGUGAACCGCAGCCACAGUUCGACCCUGCUCCGGUUCCAUACACUGAGAACUAUGAGCUGCUCAAGAUGCGAGACUCACAAGGCGAGUAUUACAUCAAACGGCGUAUUAGACGGGACCCAGAGCCGGUGUAUGCUAGGUACGAAGAUGAGCGGCCGUUCUACCACGAAACAGCGCCGAGAAGAAGCUAUGAGUACGAUCCAUACUCACGACAGCCCGUCUAUGAGCCGGUUUCUAGGUCCGAGUAUCGACCUGCUUAUGACACAGUGGCAAGAGCAGAGAGCGCGAACCGAAACAUGAGCUACUCAGGGGCCCAUCAACCAGGUCCUGCUACGUACUCCUCAAUGCCGAGGCCGGACGACUCAGGUCGCCAGCGAAUCUACUCUACCGCUCGUCAACCUGAAGGCACAGCGCGACAUCGAACUUUCGUCCCUCCGCCUGAUUCUGAUUCAAACGAGGAGUACGACCCCCGCUUUCCCGCAGAAUUACCGAGCACUGCUCCGCCCCGUCGCCUUCAUUACCCAUAAUACGUUGAACAAGUGUGUCUGGCAUUUGAACCGAGUGCCACCAUGUUGGAAGCGGGCACCACACACGGGUUUCUCAGGUAUAUCGCUUCCUGUGUAUGACCAGUGCUCUAUACAAGACUGUAGGCCUAAAGAUCAGCAUCCAGCAGGACAUGCUGCUACAGUGUUUGAGUUGGGUGCAGUAAUCGGGAAGAGGACGGGUUCUUGAGCAUAUCAUAGGCUUGCACAUUGCUUGUUGUGUAAUAAUGGACUAUGUGCGGAUCUUCAACUGCUCAUGUACGAUUCGCGACUGUGUCAAGUGAAAUCUUCAGUCAAGAUAACAAUGGGGUUGCACGCUCUCUGGUUGGUCCUGUGUGGGAGGAUCAUGGCACGUCAAAACAAGGAAGAUGAUGCU
This is a messenger RNA of Pseudomassariella vexata, 5402 nucleotides long. RefSeq lists its product as uncharacterized. Lineage: Eukaryota; Fungi; Ascomycota; Sordariomycetes; Amphisphaeriales; Pseudomassariaceae. The record is from RefSeq and is a predicted model, not a curated record. Bases 92 to 5011 code for a protein of 1639 amino acids. The transcript has 3 exons.